This is a messenger RNA of Apis florea (little honeybee), 873 nucleotides long. RefSeq lists its product as uncharacterized. The record is from RefSeq and is a predicted model, not a curated record. Lineage: Eukaryota; Metazoa; Arthropoda; Insecta; Hymenoptera; Apidae.
GUUCAGUUUAAUUUUCAAAAUAUAAAAAUGAUAAAAAUGAUAAAAAAUAAUAAAUUCUUAAAAACUAAUUAUGAAAGAGCAGACAUUAAACCAAUAUUGCAAUGUACAUAUGAAUACAUUGAACUUAAUAGCACAAACAAGAUAAUUAUUUAGAAGACAAUCGUCAUAACUUAAAUAUAACUUGGCAAACAAAUCUUAAAAAAGCCAACUAUUGUGUUACAAUAUGUUCAUGUGAUGAUAUAAGAUAUCAAAAUAACACCUUAUGGUCACCACUUCAUGAAUGUUUUUGGUAUAAAAGAUAGUAAAGAAAAAAUAAAAUUGGAAGAUAUUAAUAUAAACAGAGAUAUUAUAUUGCUUUAUAAUAAAGGUCCUGAAUCAUUUAUGGCAUUAGUAGCAGAUUUUCGAGAGACACUUAAUCAAGUUUGUCAAUGUAUUGUACAUGAUUGGCAUAAUGGAAUAGAAUGGAAUAAUGUAGCUAAGAUUGGUGCUUUUGAUUGGUUUGCAAAAAUGCUUCACAAUAAAUGCCAUGUUGUUUGGAUAGAUACUCCAAUAUUACGUUCCUUAAUUACAGAAAACUUUAACAAAAAUCCUCUUAUUAAUAAUUCAGAACAAUAUAAUUUAUUAAAAAUUGGUGAUUUCCGUGACGCAGUAUUUCCCGCAAUAUUUAACUUAUCUAAACGUAAUUGCAUUGGACAAUCACCAAUAAAUCAGUCCAAACAUUUUAUUGUAAGAUUAAAAGAAUUUGAAAAUUUUGAAAAUGAUAUUGAUCCAUUUAUUGAUUUGUCUCCGCAUAUACGAUAUGUUUUACCACAAGAUUUAAACUUAUUGUGUUCCAAUUUAUCAAAAAUGGAUAAAUAGUUAUUUAAAUAUAAC